AUGGCACGUCUCGAUAGCGAUCGCGUCUGUGCGCGGCAGGCAGGCGACGAGACAGCGACGGACGGCGACGACACAGCGGCAGUCGACGGAGAAAAAGGUAGCAGGGGGCGGAGCAAGAAAGCGGAGGAAGGGCAUGCGGAGAGGUGGGGAAGGGUGGAAGAUUUAAGCCAGGGGCUCCAGGGGGGGCGAGGCGUGCAGGGGCAGAUAGAAGCGCCAGUGGGGGAACGGGGUGGCGCGGAGGGAAACGCGGGAGAGGGGCGGGCGCGGGUGAAGGCAGCAACGUGGGAGAGCAUCUCUCCCAUUCCCCAUCCCCCUCCCACUCCCCCUCCCAUGCCCCAUCCCCCUCCCACUCCCCCUCCCAUGCCCCAUCCCCCUCCCACUCCCCCUCCCAUGCCCCAUCCCCCUCCCACUCCCCCUCCCAUGCCCCAUCCCCCUCCCACUCCCCCUCCCAUGCCCCAUCCCCCUCCCACUCCCCCUCCCAUGCCCCAUCCCCCUCCCACUCCCCCUCCCAUGCCCCAUCCCCCUCCCACUACCCCUCCCAUGCCCCAUCCCCCUCCCACUCCCCCUCCCACGCCCCAUCCUCCUUCCACUCCCCCUCCCAUGCCCCAUCCCCCUCCCAUUCCCCCUCCCAAUACCCAUCCCACUCCCACCCAUCCUCAACCUCCUCAUCCCCAUCCUCCUCCGCUCCCCCCGGCCCAUGGGAACAGGGAAUGA
Messenger RNA from Closterium sp. Naga37s-1, 714 nucleotides. The record is from the annotation of a GenBank genome assembly. NCBI's taxonomy places the organism in Eukaryota, Viridiplantae, Streptophyta, Zygnematophyceae, Desmidiales, Closteriaceae.